UGAAAGGACAUGACAAGAGUAAACAGCGCGCUUUGUUUACCCUGAGCUAUCGACCUGGCAAGCGCAUCGCGUGGAAUUGUUUUGCUGAGCUCGAAAGCACUGGCCAGAUCUUGUAUCGGAAUGAUUGGCAGGCUCGAGGCGGAGAAAGACCACCGCGUCCGCGACUUUGUCUUUUGGCCGGACAGCGGCAAAGUAGAACCAAAAGCCUCUCUCUGCCGACCAAAACCUGGCCAUGCGGCGAUUCCUGGCAAGCAGUCGCUGGCAGCGCCAGUUUCUAUCUCGUGCUGUUCGCCGUGACAGCCGCGGGCAUCGAGUUGGCCCUCAAUGGCCCUCGAUUUCCGCCCGGAGCUGUUCGUCUUGCUCCACAGCACGGACUGCGAGCAGUGAUGCCUCUGUUGUCCAACCUCACACGCCAGCAGCAGAUCAUCGAGUCCUCGGAACGGCGCAAGAACUCUUCACCUCGUCUCCCUACAGUCCCGGAUCACCUCUCUUCCUCCCGAACGGUACGCAUGUUGUCAACAAGCUCAUCUCCUUCCUCCGCACCCAAUACCGCCAGUAUGGCUUCCGCGAAGUCCUGACUCCCAAUAUCUACAAACGAUCGCUGUGGGAGGUCUCGGGUCAUUGGCAGAACUACAAAGAUGAUAUGUACGAAGUGCACGGGCGAGGUGCGACCGGCACGACGGAGGGGGAAGCUGGAGAGGAUGAAUCCUACGGACUGAAGCCGAUGAACUGUCCGGGCCACUGUCUGCUAUUCAAAUCACAGAACCAUUCCUAUCGUGAGCUCCCAGUGCGGUACGCAGACUUCAGUCCACUACAUCGCAAUGAGGUCUCUGGGUCCUUGAGCGGCCUCACUCGUGUGCGCCGCUUCCACCAGGACGACGGCCAUAUCUUUUGCCGGCCGCAGCAGAUCAAGAGGGAGAUCGCACUAGCCCUGGGGUUCGUAGACAUGGUCAUGAAGACAUUCAAGCUGGGUCAAUAUCGACUCGUAUUGUCUACAAGGCCGGAGAAGGACUUUAUUGGAAGUCUGGAGCUGUGGGAUAGUGCGGAAGCCCAGCUACGAGAGGCGUUGGAUGACACUGGAAGACCGUGGGAGUUGAACGAAGGAGACGGGGCAUUCUACGGUCCCAAGAUCGAUAUUCAGUUGCAAGAUUCGGAUGGAAAGUUCCAUCAGCUCUCCACGAUACAGCUGGAUAUGAACCUCCCCCAGAGGUUCGGUCUAGAAUAUCAGGUAGCAGAAGGAGAGGAAGAUUAUAACCCGGACACACCUGGGAGAGCAACUCCGGUAUUGAUCCAUCGAGCCAUCUUCGGAUCAUUAGAGCGGUUUCUGGCAUUGCUGAUCGAACACUACGCCGGCCGCUGGCCGUUCUGGCUGUCUCCCCGCCAGGCCAUCAUCCUAACGGUCCAGCAGGACGACACUGUCUUGCGUCAGGCGCAAGAGGCUGCAGCCAAGUUCGCUGGAUUUCGCGCACUUCUGCAGGACCAUAAUCAGGCCGAACCCCCAGCCCCGUUAUCGUCGGUCGAUCCAACUUUCUUAGUUGAUGUGGACACCAGUAGCCAAUCGCUGGGUAAGAAAAUACAGCGGGCAAAACAGAUGAAGUACAAUCUCAUCUUUGUCCUUGGCUCUAGAAACCUCGCAGACGGCACAAUCGAGCUAGAUAUCGCCGGGCAAAUGCAAAGUAUGGACGAUGCCGGUGCUACGAAAUUGCAGCAUAUCAUGGAACGGCAAGUCGGGGCAGAUGCUCUUCGAAAUCCUCGAGCCGUCAAGAUGAAGGUCGAUGAUGUGCAUGACCUCCUAGUCCAGCUCGAGAAGAGUUUCCUAUGAGUGCGGCAGCUUACGCCUUUCUAAUUAUUAGCUUGCGAGACUUAUGCCCGCUCUGCAUCCCUUGUCCUUUUCUCUUUUUUGAGGCAAUGUCCCUUUGUCCCGGGCCAUAUAUUAUGAAUUGUAUUAUAGAUGUACAGUACAGUGCAUGAUUACGGCAGAAUGUAUGUAUAGAUUUUUGAGAAACAUUUUUGGACCCCACGGAGCCCAAGCCUAUUUUUACGAGUGUGAUUGAUCCCUUGUUGCCACAUCCAAGUGCUCUCAUUUGCCUGUAUCAUGAUUCUUAUUAAUUGCACCACAUUGGGCACAUGUUAAUCCAUCCGUGGGUCAUCCUUUUGGGCGCCACCAGACUACACUACGAGUCUACGACUCAUAUCCUGUCGACUUAUGCCCUCCUUCGUUCUGGUCAGA
Molecule: messenger RNA, 2230 nt
Organism: Paecilomyces variotii
Lineage: Eukaryota; Fungi; Ascomycota; Eurotiomycetes; Eurotiales; Thermoascaceae
Product: threonyl-tRNA synthetase
Exons: 1
Coding region: 233-1822 (529 amino acids)
Biological process (GO): threonyl-tRNA aminoacylation
Cellular component (GO): cytoplasm
Molecular function (GO): ATP binding; threonine-tRNA ligase activity
Source: RefSeq, a predicted model, not a curated record